CCUUUGAUAUUCUUUUUGAGGACUCCCUCAUUUGGUCGAGCAGAGUCUCAGAACCGAUAGGGUUAAAAACCAUCUCGGCAAAUUUUUCCUGAAUCGAGCCCUCUAAGACGAGAUACAAAUUUCUUCAAUCUUGUUUGGGUCGUGAAUCAAUCAAGAAAGCAUGAGUGCACCAGACAAUCUCUUCUCUCUCAGUAACAAUUUCUACCUUGGCGCUUACCAGGCUGCCAUUAACAACAGCGAUGUUCCUGGCCUUUCUGAGGAGGAAGCCAUAGAAAGAGAUUGUCUCGUCUUCAGAUCCUACAUCGCCCUAGGAAGCUAUCAGAUGGUUAUCAAUGAGAUUGAUAACUCUGCACCAACUCCUCUUCAGGCAGUGAAGCUCCUGGCCUUGUACCUCUCAGGUCCCGACCACAAGGAAAGCACCAAGUCAAGUCUCCAAGAGUGGUUGGCUGAUGCUGCAUUGGGAAAUAAUCCUAUUUUAAGAUUGAUUGCGGGAAUCAUAUACAUGCAUGAGCAGGAUUACAAUGAAGCUCUGAAGCAUACCAAUUCUGGGGGGACUAUGGAGUUGUAUGCAGUCAAUGUUCAAAUAUACCUUAAAAUGCACAGAUCUGAUUAUGCUGACAAACAAUUAAAGAUUAUGCAACAGAUUGAUGAAGACCACACACUUACCCAACUUGCAAAUGCAUGGUUGAAUUUGGCAGUGGGUGGUUCCAAGAUACAGGAGGCCUAUCUGAUAUUUCAGGACUUCUCAGACAGGUAUCAGUUGACGAGUACAAUGUUAAAUGGUAAAGCUGUAUGCUGUAUGCAUAUGGGACGAUUUGAUGAAGCUGAGUCUCUCUUGCUGGAGGCCCUCAACAAGGAUGCCAGGGAUGCAGAAACCUUAGCUAAUCUUGUAGUUUGCAGUCUUCACCUCGGGAAAUCAUCUUCUCGCUAUCUCAGCCAACUGAAGCUGUCGCAUCCUGAUCAUUUGCUCAUUAAGCGGACCACUAUGGCCGAGGAGAGUUUCGAUAGGGCUCUUCAGGCAAGUGCAUAGGUGCUUCAACAAAUUUGAAUUUGGUUGUGAUGAAAAACCUUAGGCACCUUCUACUUCCGAAUUCUGACCAUUCAGCAUGGUUUGUAUCAUGAAACUAUUUGAAAGGUGAAAUGGCACCAUCAAUUUUAUCCUUCCAUAUAGAGGUCAUUGUGCUCCCAAGGACCUGAUGGGUGCCUUCUUCCCCCAUCUCAUGGAACUUUUAUACCAAUUGUUGUGAUUUGAUUCAAAGGAUGAUUGACAUUCGAGAAGGCAUAUUUUGCUUCUGGGAAAUUUGUUGCAUUCAUUUCAA
Amborella trichopoda is the source of this 1319-nucleotide messenger RNA. Its product is annotated as coatomer subunit epsilon-1. Gene Ontology annotation, molecular function: structural molecule activity; protein binding. Gene Ontology annotation, cellular component: COPI vesicle coat. Gene Ontology annotation, biological process: retrograde vesicle-mediated transport, Golgi to endoplasmic reticulum; intra-Golgi vesicle-mediated transport; endoplasmic reticulum to Golgi vesicle-mediated transport. The record is from RefSeq and is a predicted model, not a curated record. NCBI's taxonomy places the organism in Eukaryota, Viridiplantae, Streptophyta, Magnoliopsida, Amborellales, Amborellaceae.